AUGUCCAUUGGGUCGAUCCACUCAGCGCCUGAAUUCGUCGCCGCCCCGCCGUCGCCCACUCCGUCCGCUUCCACUCCCUUGACCAGAGAAGCAGAGGACGGGUCGGACACUUCACCUGGUCCGGCUGAUCCGACGUCAGCGUCGUCUGAGAGGAUGGAAGAAGCGACAGGAAGGCGGAGGAAGAGUGUCAAGCGGCUGCCGCACACAUUGUGGGAUUACUUGCAGGAGGAGAUCUUUGCGGUCGAGCUGGACGGCGAGGAAGGCAUCAAGAGCGAGCGGGUCACCAACUUCUUCGCUGUCCCCCGAGAACUCGAAAAGAUCAUCCUAUUCGGCGUCUUCAUCUGCCUCGACUCGUUCCUCUACACUUUCACCAUCCUCCCUUUACGAGCCAUCAGCGCCUUCCGCCAACUCGUCGCCAACCUCUUCCACAACGUCUUCCUCAGCCGAAGAAACGGCGGGAGAAAACGUCACCUCCGCUUGUCGCACAAGUGUGACUUGACGAAGGUGGCGAUACUAGCUGGAACGCUCUUCCUCCUGCAUCGUGUCACGGAUGCGAGCAAGAUGUACCACGGCGUGCGAGGGCAGGAGACGAUCAAGCUCUACGUCCUGUUCAAUGUGUUGGAGAUUGCCGACCGCCUCUGCUGUUCGUUCGGACAGGACUUGCAAGACUCGCUCUUCUCGCACCAGACCUUCGGCCGCCGGACAGACGGAAGUCACCCGCACAUCCGUCCUGUCGCGCUUUUUGCGCUGAACCUGGUCUACGUCGUCGCGCACAGUCUCGUCCUGUUCUACCAGCUCGUUACCCUCAACGUCGCCAUCAAUUCGUACUCCAACGCCCUCCUCACCCUCCUCCUCUCGAACCAGUUCGUGGAGAUCAAGGGCAGCGUCUUCAAGAAGUUCGAGAAGGAGAAUCUCUUCCAGCUCACCUGCGCCGACAUCGUCGAGCGAUUCCAACUCGCCCUCAUGCUCUUCAUCAUCGCCCUUCGCAACCUGAUCGAGCUUUCUUCCGCCUCCUCAUCGUCCCUCUUCUCCUUCUUGCCCGCCUCGUUCCGCUCCGUCUCUCUCACCCUUCCGUCGCUUCCGACUCUCUCCCUGCUCCAGGCGAUCUUCUCCCCCGCAGUGGUUGUCCUCGUCAGCGAGUGCUUCGUCGACUGGCUCAAGCACGCCUUCAUCACCAAGUUCAACCACAUCCGACCUGGCGUCUACGGCCGCUUCGUCGACGUCCUGUGUAAGGACCUUGUCGCUGGUGCUGGCUCGAAGCGGGCGACCGAGCAACCAUUCGUCGACCAAUCCCCCUUCGUCGCCCGCCGCCUCGGCUUCGCCGCCCUCCCGCUGGGCUGCCUCGUCGUACGCGUCAUUUCGCAAGCAUUCGAGAUGCUCGCGGACGACUCGGCCGUCGACGAGUGCGCGCCGUCACGGAUGAGCAGCGCAAUUGGGUUGAGGGGCAUCGUCGCGGCUGUGAAGGAGGAGGAUUGGGUUGCGAGGGUCGGAAGUUGGGCGGUGGUUGCCUUGACGGUGUUUGUGGUCCUCGUCGCCCUCAAGCUGCUCAUCGGGAUCAAUCUGCGCGCAUUUGCGUCGGAGCGCUGGAGCACGAUGCUCGAGCGCGAGGAGGAGGAGCGCCUGAACGACCGUCAGCGGCCCAAGAUUGGUGUGACAGCGAAAGAAGCUGAGAUGGACCGCCAAGUCGCGUCGCUGCUGGCGGACGACGUCUUCGACUCGGCCUAUCGCCACCGCAAGAUCAAUCUGACGAGCUUGACACGCUACGACAUGGUCAAAUCGAGACUCUGGUAG
Molecule: messenger RNA, 1791 nt
Organism: Rhodotorula toruloides NP11
Lineage: Eukaryota; Fungi; Basidiomycota; Microbotryomycetes; Sporidiobolales; Sporidiobolaceae
Product: protein of membrane protein,Tapt1/CMV receptor family
Exons: 9
Coding region: 1-1791 (596 amino acids)
Biological process (GO): maintenance of protein localization in endoplasmic reticulum
Cellular component (GO): endoplasmic reticulum membrane
Source: RefSeq, a predicted model, not a curated record